GCUCUCUUUGUUGGGAUCCCAAAUAGCUUUCCCUUCCUCUCCCUCCCCCCUGCUCCCCGGCGCUACAGCGGAACCAAAAUGCGAGGAGCCGCGCAGGGAGGAGACACCGAAGCAGGAGCGGUGCCAAAGGAGACAUGAGCAGCACGAAGGACGUGACCUGCAGGUAUUUUGUACAAGGGGUAUGUCGUGAAGGAAAUAGGUGUUUGUUUUCCCAUGACUUGUCUACAAGCAAACCAUCUACUAUCUGCAAAUUCUAUCAAAAAGGACAGUGUGCCUAUGGAAGUCGCUGCAAAUAUGAUCACGUUAAACCUCUGGGGUCCUCUGCAUCCGGGGGCCCAGUGGGUUCUAGACCACUUUACAUCGCUGCACCACCAUUCCAAAGACUUAACUCUCCAUCAGAGCAAACCCCAACUGUUACCAAAAGUAAAGUACACGAAUCUGGAAAACGUGAAAAGAAAACCUUGGUGCUCAGGGACAGAGACUUGUGUGGAACCAAUGAAGAAAGGACAAUGCCAGGUUCAGUAAGUGACUUGGCAUGUUGCAGUAUGCCAGCCGAUAUACCAGAAGCAAAGCCGCAUUCGUAUUUAGAUGCUAUCCGCAGCGGGCUUGAAGACGGUGCUGAACCUGGGAGCUCAUAUGCCUAUGAUGAGCAGUUGUGUCCCUACGCAGCAGCCGGCAUGUGCCAGUUUGGGGACCGGUGCCUCUACCUCCAUGGGCAAGUGUGUGAAAUCUGUGGGUUGCAAGUACUCCAUCCCUUUGAUCCAGAACAGAGGAAGGCACACGAGAAGAUGUGCAUGGCUAGCUUUGAACAUGACAUGGAGAACGCAUUUGCCUUCCAAGCAAGCCAGGACAAAGUGUGCAGUAUCUGCAUGGAAGUGGUUUAUGACAAGCCAUCCGCAUCCGAAAGAAGAUUUGGCAUCCUUUCUAACUGCAAUCACACCUACUGUUUGUCCUGUAUCCGUCAGUGGAGGGGGAUCAAGCAGUUUGAGAAUCCCAUCAUCAAGUCCUGUCCAGAAUGCCGCGUGGUAUCCGAGUUUGUCAUUCCCAGUGUGUACUGGGUAGAAGAUCAGACAAAAAAGAAUGAACUAAUUGAAGCAUUUAAGCAAGGGGUUGGGAGAAAGCCCUGCAAGUAUUUUGAACAAGGAAAGGGAACUUGCCCAUUUGGGGGGAAAUGUUUGUAUCUCCAUGCUUACCCAGAUGGAAGACGAGCUGAGCCAGAGAAGCCACGAAAGCAGCUCAGCUCUGAGGGGACAGUCCGGUUCCUCAACUCUGUUCGUCUGUGGGAUUUUAUCGAAGACCGAGAAAACAGGACUCUGCCAGUUGCCAAUGAUGACGUAACUGAGAUUGGAGAGCUUUUUAUGCAUCUUUCUGGCACAGAUGCCGAAUCUGCUGCUCCUCCCUAGACUACCACAAGAUCUCUCCCGUGUCCAUAUUCCAUAUUGAUCCUUCUGUUUCUUCAGUAACUUUGUACCACAAUGUUAGGAUUACUGUGCCAUGGAGACUGAGGUCCUGGUGAAAUUCUAGUCUGAGUGUCACUGUAGAGCAAAAGUGUUGAAACAUCAUAAAAUGAGUGCUUGGAAUAAAAGUGAUAGAUGUAAUCAUGAAGAGAAGAACUUUUCUAUUAGAAGGGAAAGAGCAGCAAUGUGUUUUUAGUUUAAACAAAUAUUUACUCCCAUUUUAUUGAAAAAAACUUGCUAUUCUAAGAUUUGAGCUAGAUCCAAUUGGAGGUUGUCUUUUAAUAUUAUAAUAUCUUAAUAAAAGAAUGGAAAAAUGCAUCUAA
Messenger RNA from Thamnophis elegans (Western terrestrial garter snake), 1780 nucleotides. RefSeq names its product makorin ring finger protein 2 (gene MKRN2). The transcript has 8 exons. The record is from RefSeq and is a predicted model, not a curated record. Bases 135 to 1403 code for a protein of 422 amino acids. Lineage: Eukaryota; Metazoa; Chordata; Lepidosauria; Squamata; Natricidae. Gene Ontology annotation, biological process: protein polyubiquitination. Gene Ontology annotation, molecular function: ubiquitin protein ligase activity; metal ion binding.